CCCCUGUAGCUAUAGCUAUACACUCACUUUUGACAAAGUUUAACCAAUAGAGGCAAAGCAACAGUCAUCCUUCGGCGAAUCUAUAAGCAGAAAACAUAAAAUGGCUAAAGAUUUCGUGUAUAAGGAUAACAUACAACAAGGCGACCGGCAAUCUGAUGGUGAUGCUGGCCACUUUCCAUGGAUCAUGCCUACAAUCGAGCUACUGACAUCCUUCCCAACACAAAGUGAUUCUGUUGAAAUUUAUUUACGUUCGAAAAGCUAUGGAGUAUUAGUGCCUUUAAUUUAUGGUAUUGACUUUGACCAGCAAAGUCAUUCUCUUGUUAUUGUACCUACUACAGGCUUUGUUACGUCUAGUUUCCUCACCCGCUUAGAGAAUAGCUGUUGUACUGCUGUGUCUGGUAUUGUUGGUGCUGGAAAAAGUGCUUUAGUCAAUUAUGUGAAGCAUUGUUUUCAAAGCAAAAAAUGUUUGCAGAAGUUCUCUAUGAUAAUGUUUAUCAAUACUCCUGAUUGUGCGGAACUGUCUGAACUGAAAACAAUAGCUGAGCUAUUGAAUUUAUGUGGCCUCGAUGCUGCUUCUUUGGAAAACUCUGAUAGUAGCAUGUGGUUGGUUCUGAUUUCAUUAGAUCAUUGUGACAAGAAUUUUGCUGAUAAACUUGCUCAUGAUUCAAUUGUCAGAGGUAUACUGGGUAGAAAAGUGCUUCCCCAAGCAACUGUUUUGAUUAUGUGCAGACCUCACCAAUUAAAUGAAGUUGAGUCUCUUGCUAAAGUUUAUCACCAUUAUAGUCUGGAGGGUUUCUCACAAGCUGAAAUGAUGAAAUAUUUAUCGGAAAGUGUCCCAUCCGAAUCUAAACUGUUGUCUACCCUUCAACAAAAUCAAUUAGAUGACCUUGUAAACCCGCUUGCUUGGUCAAUUCUAAUAAAAAUGUUCGAUAGUGUUGAAAAGCCUAAAACAAUAACAUAUUUGGUGUAUAAGCUAGUAUGUGGUCUGAUUGAGCAUGCGUUAGACGCUGACGAGAUAGCUGCUUUGCGUGCCGGGAAAAUACAAUUAGAAAAACUAUCAGAAACUGUAGAAGCUGUUUUUGAAGCUAUUUGUUAUUUAGCUAUGGAACAUUUACUGACAGGCUGUAAAUGCGCUGGUUACAAAGAAUCAUUGCAAUUCUUAUCCUCAUUUUCUCUAAAACUUUCGAAGUUGUCCCUGAAUGAUUGCUUCAGAUUUGGGCUUGUGGACCUUGCUACUGGCAGGAGCUAUGCAUACCAAUUUAUACAUCCGCUGGUAACAGAAUUUUUAGCCGGCUUUUAUCUGCGCAAACUACCGCCAGUCAAUCAGCUCACGUUUUUGUUUAAGAAUUCUUUAAAAUUGUUCGAGAACGGUUACACCCAUUGGCUAACAUUUUUCUUUGGUCUAACUAGUGAUAUUUACACUUCAUCACAAACAGCAUUUGUUAAUCCUACAAAAUUGAUGAUGAAUUCAGUUGUCGAUGUGCUAGUCGAUAGCCUUAAACUGAACACCGACUCGAAAUAUCGGUGUGCUUUAAUCAGAUCUUUAAACGAGGCUCAAGAAAAAAGUAUUUUUAGAAAACUAUCCUCUAAACACUCGCUUGUUCUAACAUUCUCGAUGUCUGUCGGAAUUUUCGAUUCUUGUGUUGAUUCUGUAGUAUCAAUUAUCAGCAACUCUGGAAUGGCAAAUUGGAUAAUCACGACCUCACCAAGAAACAAGCAAUUAGCACUUACUUUGAAAGCUAAAGUUGAAAGCGUAUCAAUUGUGGUGAUCUACGACGACUCCGUUAUUGAUCGACUUGAUAUUACUCCGAAAAGAAACUCAGCUGAACUCGAUAGGUUAUACAGAGAAAGUGAUCAAACGUCCGAGCGAACUCCCCAAGAAUCAAUGGAGAAAUUAAAUCAGUUGGUAUGUCGUGCUGUCCGUGAAAUUUUGCAACGAGUGUUCCCUCUGUACUCAGCUGUUAAAUUGAAAGGUGAUUCUAGCAAUGUGUCGUAUGUUAGUUUCUUAACGUGCAAAUGCUUCGAAGAAUCAUUUUCGAAGUGUGUGCAAUUAUAUCCACUAAUACCUAUUCACUAUCUGGAUGGACCGAAAAAAAAUACAUCAAAUAUACCACUCGAAUCAAUGUCUAUGUCAGAUCGUCACAAUGCCGAGAAACACAAUGGUGGAACCGUGGAGGUUGUCUUAAUGCUUCGUCCUUUACCUGAAAGAAUAAAGGGUGUGGUUCCGUUGACGAAUGAAAAAUUUAAUCUAAUUUUAUCCAACGAUUUGUCCGUGGAAUUUUAUCAAGAGAAUAGCAGCGCAAACAGUAAUUUUAAUAAAAUUGAAGAAUGUGUAGCAACGGUACGUUGCGUGGAUGACUUUGAUGCCACUCGAGAUAACACACAAAUGAUCCUCCCGUCAUUACAAGUCGUUCCGAAGAUGCUAACUGGCCGAGCCCAGCACGCCCUCCCUAAGCCUUUUGUCCACCCAGCUGAAGUUCCUAGAGUUGACUCAAUACUACCCGAGGGUUUAUCUAAUACAUUGCAAGAAGGGUCUCAAAGAAAAUCGGAUAGUAUUCAAACUCCCGGUGUUGCUAAUCUUAAUAUGGGUGGCGCAGAUUUCCAAUUGCUUCCCCAAUUGGACUCAUUUCAACCGUAUGGACAUGUACCCAUGAAUCCUUACCACUCUCUUGCGCAAACUGGAGGGGCUACCUCCAUACAGCCAUCGCAUGGAGCAUUUGUACACACCUUUACUGCUGAACAAGCUGUUGGUGAGGCUCAACAAUCAUCAAGACGACAGGCCAAUCUCAGACAAGGCACUGUACUGUAUACUUCCGUUCCUGACAAGAUACCAUCUGAUCGAAUACAGCCCCUACCAACCCAACACACCCUUAUUCGCAAGGGUGGCAAUGGAUCAAUAUUUAGUGAAAAUGUGAAUGGAUUGGCUUUGGCAGUAAAGAAGACCAGUUAUCGCAGCAAAGAGUACGCAAUCAUUACGAAAAUUCGCCACAAAAAUAUAGUCCCCCUGUUAGCGUAUGUGUGGGGUGAAGAACACAAAGAAAGCAAAAGGAGAUUUUUUGUUUAUCACUACCUGCCCAAACUCAGUGGUGAUAUGGCUAGAUUGGUGACCGAUAAAGAAGAACUUAGUCUGCACGAUUUCCAUAAACGUCAUCAUAACAACCCUCGAGCAAUGGGUGUUGCUGUCGGAAACGUCAAAUACAUUCUCUCACAAGUGCUUCAAGGAUUACAUUAUUUGCACGACAAUCAUCAAUGCAUCCAUAGGGAUGUGAAGGCCAGCAACGUGCUCAUAAAGUUCUUCUGUAAUUGUGAUAACCCUGUUCAAUGCUCGUGUGAUGUCAAGUAUCAAGUGGUCAUCUGUGACUUCGAUGCUGCACUAGAAUUGGACUCAUCUUCUCGAAUACCUCCCACCACCACUCACUCAUCACGCUCACAAGCUAAACAGUACGAGAUUGUUCCGGUGGGUACAAAUGGGUUCCGAUCGCCUGAAUCCAGUAUGCUCAUGAUUGCUAAUUCCCCUGAUGCGUUCUCUCCACCCCUCUCCACGAAGGCGGACAUCUACAGCUUUGGUAUUCUCUCAAUGCGACUCAUGAUGAGCACGGACACUCCGUACAGUCAGCGGGCUAUGUCCACACUGUUACUAUAUUACCAUCAGAGCCUGGGGGUCAGUGAGGGGAGACUCAAAAGCCCCAGUGUGUGGAGGGUGGAAGAAAGUACAGUACUGAAGUUGCUCAAGCUCCACAAGCUCAAUGCAAGGAUGAGAUGGUUAAGAGGAGCCUAUGAAUUUGCCAGCAAGUGUCUAUUAGUGGAUCCAGAGGAACGGCCAUCAGCAAGCUCUCUUCUCAAGGAUCCAUUCCUUAAUUGAUAACAUGUGCAGAAUAAAGAGAUACAAAUGAUUCGAAUGUGCUUGUUUCUGAGGACAUGGCAAAGCAUAAUAUUAUAUCUAACAUCGAUCUGAUUUUGAUUAAUUGCAAUUAAGAAUAAAAUCACCCCCUACCAAGCAAUGUAUACGAUUCAGAAGACCCUCUCCCAAAUUUGGUUAACCAUCGUGUCACAGUUAAUUCAGAUCUUGAUUCCGAAUAUAAAUGAUACAAUUAACUGAAGAGCGUAAAAUUAGAAACAUAAUAGAUUUGUACUUGACUGAAGAGCGUAAAAUUAAUAAGAAAACAUAAUAGAUUAAUUGAUUUGUACUUGGCAAUUGAUUGUACUUAGCGGUAUAUGUUAUAAUUAUUAAUUAAUAGGCGAACAACUGGGCCUGGUACUAGUUGUCUGCGCAUGCGUCAAAUUUUCAUUGUAUAUUUGUGGUCGGCAAAAAUAUUUAAUAAAUCAAUAAUGGAAAUUUGUACACAGAAAAUGCACAGAGUGAGUACACAAAAGAUGCACAUAGGGAGCUGCUUCACAAAGGCCUGGGGAGUUGCCAGUUGUGCUGCAGCACAAUUACAGUGACCCAGGGCAACUUCAGGAUGAUUGAAUGCCUUCAAAUUACGUUUCAAAAAGAUUUAGCAGGCUGCUGGAUUUCUCUGAUUCUAGGCCCCAACUCGUAACUCAUUGCUUGAGAAAACGUAGAUUCUCUUGAUGUCUCUGAGCUACCCAGCAACGCUCAAAUGAGCAGGUCAUACUCCAGUCCUGUGUCUGUGAGUAUAGGACAAUAUUAAAAGAAACCAAAGACGGUUAAACCCUUACCUCAAACUGUCCAGUCUCGUCCGUUAGUAUAGCCAAGAGGAGCACUGUUGGGAUAGCUGGAUAUUAGCCAUUGCUCCUGUACAGAGAAGUAGACAUUUUAAAUACGUGUAGAUCUAUACAUAUUAAAUUUCUC
Halichondria panicea is the source of this 4813-nucleotide messenger RNA. RefSeq lists its product as uncharacterized. Lineage: Eukaryota; Metazoa; Porifera; Demospongiae; Suberitida; Halichondriidae. Gene Ontology annotation, molecular function: ATP binding; protein kinase activity. Gene Ontology annotation, biological process: protein phosphorylation. Bases 101 to 3862 code for a protein of 1253 amino acids. The record is from RefSeq and is a predicted model, not a curated record. The transcript has 5 exons.